AUGACUGUGAUUGUGCUUGUGACUGAGAUUGGGAUUGAGAUUGGGAUUGCGACUGAGAUUGAGACUGUGACUGAGAUUGUGACUGUGACUGGGAUUGUGACUGCGAUUGUGAUUGUGAUUGAAAUUGUGAUUCAGACUGAAAUUGUUGUGGUUGCUGUUCAAAUUCUGGCUGGGGCUCUGGUAAAAAUUGUUCUUGAAACGGUUGCUGGUUGAAUUGCUCAAAUUGUUGAGGUUGUACUGGUUGGAAGUUUGCCGCUGGCCCUCCAGAUGGAGCUGGAGGAAAUAAUAAAGGGG
Messenger RNA from Meloidogyne enterolobii, 294 nucleotides. NCBI's taxonomy places the organism in Eukaryota, Metazoa, Nematoda, Chromadorea, Rhabditida, Meloidogynidae. The record is from the annotation of a GenBank genome assembly.